This is a messenger RNA of Alexandromys fortis (reed vole), 894 nucleotides long. It is a transcript of the gene Znf239, whose product is annotated as zinc finger protein 239. The transcript has a single exon. Gene Ontology annotation, cellular component: nucleus. Lineage: Eukaryota; Metazoa; Chordata; Mammalia; Rodentia; Cricetidae. The record is from RefSeq and is a predicted model, not a curated record. Gene Ontology annotation, molecular function: RNA polymerase II cis-regulatory region sequence-specific DNA binding; DNA-binding transcription factor activity, RNA polymerase II-specific. Gene Ontology annotation, biological process: regulation of transcription by RNA polymerase II. Bases 13 to 618 code for a protein of 201 amino acids.
CAAGCGGUCCACAUGGAUGAGAAACCUUACAAGUGUGACAGAUGCGGGAAGGGCUUCACCAGGAGCUCAAGUCUGCUCGUCCAUCACGCAGUCCACACAGGGGAGAAACCUUACAAGUGUGACCGGUGUGGGAAGGGCUUUAGUCAGGGCUCCAAGCUGCACAUACACCAGAGAGUCCACACUGGAGAGAAGCCCUAUGAGUGUAAGGACUGCGGCAUGAGCUUCAGCCAGCGGUCAAACCUGCACAUCCACCAGCGUGUCCACACAGGAGAGAGGCCGUACAAGUGUGGAGAAUGUGGGAAGGGCUUCAGCCAGAGCUCCAACCUCCACAUCCACCGGUGCACCCACACGGGAGAGAAGCCCUACCAGUGCUGUGAGUGUGGGAAGGGCUUCAGCCAGAGCUCAGACCUGCGCAUCCACCUCAGAGUGCACACCGGGGAAAAGCCCUACCACUGUGGCAAGUGUGGGAAGGGCUUCAGCCAGAGCUCCAAACUGCUCAUCCAUCAGAGAGUGCACACCGGAGAGAAGCCCUAUGAGUGCAGCAAGUGUGGGAAGGGCUUCAGCCAGAGCUCCAAUCUCCACAUCCACCAGCGGGUUCACAGGAAGGACCUUCCUUAAGUAACGGGCCUGCUCGAUUCAGAACACUUUUAUUGUAAGGAUGAAUAUUUUUCAUGGCUGAGGGUACAGAUCAGCGGUAGAUCUAGCAUGCAUUAAAGCCCUGGGUUUGGAGCUGGGAGGUGGUGGCGCCCACCUUUAAUCCCAGCACUUGGGAGGCAGAGGCAGGCAGAUCGCUGUGAGUUCCAGGCUAACCUGGUCUACAAGAGCUAGUUCCAGGACAGGCACCAAAGCUACAGAGAAACUUUGUCUCGAAAACCCAAUAAAUAAAUAAAGCAA